UGAGAGGCCGAAAUAUGAGCAGAUGUUGAAAGUUGACGUGCACAUAUUCAAAUUCGUAACUACGCUGACGCUUUCAGUGUUGCUGGAAGGCUUGUCUGAGAAUAAUGGCUUUCCAAAGGCGGUCGCAACAACACUUAAUCGGCCAAAGGAACUGAUAUACAUCAAGGGGGUAGGUUCAAUGUUUUGAACUUAAUAGUUUAUUGCUUUGCUCACAGUUGCUUGAAAGGAAAAUCUUUUCUAAACUGAACUGACAAACUUCCGUCCAGUCAACUAGUCGAUUGACAAAUUAAAAUUUAUGGAACAGCAAUUAAGACGCUAAAAUUUAAAUACUCAGUAUUUUUGAAACCUACAGCACACCCGCCAUUCUGACUCCAGUACUAUGUAUAAUCUAUAAUCUACUAUACUUUAAUUUUCUUCACGGAGGGUAUCUCUGCCUCGAGAGCUCUCUUCGAAGUUUAUUUCCAAUCAACAAAUAAUUAAUACACACGGUAUAUUUCCUGUCUUUUACGAAGCGCUGCAAAAUCUUUAAUAAAUCAACUACUUGUAAUCGCCAUGAAAAAUAGUUGUCAUUUUUAUGCGAAAGCGUUAAUGAGUUAACUCAAAAGCAUUAAAGUUGCUUGCAUGCAAAACCAAUAUCAUUUUUGAAAAAUUGAUUAAAGUGGAGAGGAUUCACGGACAAUUUAUUUUACCACGCAAUGUCUAAGGGUUUCUCGUCAACUUGCCAAGAGCGAAAAUGUCUUAAAAGGCAGAUUUCAAUCUUAUACUUUUCCUGAAAGUAAUCGAAAUUGAAAUAUUUUAGCUCAAGCAGUAUAUAAUCCAGUUCGUUUUACUUUUUAACAGGAAAGUUUAAGUUAAUGUGGAUCAGCGUCAGGUCGCUAGCACUUACCGCGUGAAAAAAUCGCUGUCUGACAACAGGUGCCAUUAUGAAAAGCUUUUUCCGGGCGAUAGCUGAUACCAGUUGUCAAAAACAUAGAACUGCAAGAAAGCAAGGAAACACAAAGGACUCCACCAGUGAUUUGAAUACAACAAUGGGAGCAUGUCUGGACUUGCAAAGCCAGGCCCCGAUUAAGAUUCUCCUUGUGCCAUGUGAAUCCCAGCCGCCUUCGUCCACAAGGUACUGGAUUAUAGACACGCGGCGAGGCAAAAUUCCUUUUCUGGGAUCAAGUAGGUGCAAGAUUUUUCAACAUAUGGGUAACAGAGUUACCGAGCCUUUUCAAGGACAGAUACUUACAAGAGAAGGGCGAACUAUUAUCAAAGGAAUUUUAGCCGAUGGAGCUAAUGAGGGAGAGUAUUUUGAGCUUGUAUUGUUUGCGGCAUCGUCGCGAGAACUAAAUGGAAAGCUAAAAACAUCUGGUAGCAAUGCAGCGUUUUGUGGUAUUCUUCAGCGAAGUUCGAGCGAGAAAUCGGGUUUAUUCGAAGAAACUCAUGACGCAUUUCUGCAUACUAUGGCAGAAAACUACGAGAUUCCUCAAAUGAAAACUGGAGUAAAAGCGGGACAGAAAAAAAUUUGCUCGUAAAUUUUUAGUUUAUGUAGGAAUUGAGUAACUAAUAUUAUAAGUAUCUUGCAGUUUACAUACUUUAAGGGCGUUUCUGUCUUUAUCCAAUAUCUGGUUGACAAUAUUGUACCUUGAUGUUCAGCUUACGUCAGAUCGGCAAACUUUUACUUUCUUGUUGACGUUCAGUGGAAAAUGUUUCAGUUCGACAUAAGAUGGAAGAGAAGCUACAGAAAACUCUGACAAAAACGUGACGUUUUCGACUUUGUCGCAUUCAGUCAGAUAGAAAAUGAGAAAUGUAUUGUCUAUAUAGGUUAAGGUGUUUGCAAAAUAGAGCACAUAGUUUAUUAGAAGUGUAGUUAACCAUAUCAACAAAGAGCGCUUUCAGUAUUCAAGUUAAAAUAUAUGAUAUAUUCACAGAGUAUGAAAGCGGAAGUCUGAC
Porites evermanni is the source of this 1935-nucleotide messenger RNA. Lineage: Eukaryota; Metazoa; Cnidaria; Anthozoa; Scleractinia; Poritidae. The record is from the annotation of a GenBank genome assembly.